CAAAAUAAAGCUUUAAAAUGUCCAUUUCUGCGCUUAUUCCGAUCGUCUCAUCGUCGGCGGUUCGUCGGCGAUUGCCAUUAGUGGGUGCCUUUUGUUUGUUCAGCUUAGGUCUCCACAAUCUUCACCCAUCACUUUCUCUCUCUUCCAAUCCCCUAUCACGGUUGAGUUUCGGUAGCAAAACGCAGGGAUUUCGUAGUAGCGGUAUAAGAAUGGAAGCAUCAAAUCAAACGACUGUGCCAAGUAUCGUUGUGUACGUGACUGUACCAAACAAAGAGGCAGGUAAGAAAUUAGCAGCAAGUAUUGUCAAAGAAAAACUUGCAGCUUGUGUCAACAGAGUACCAGGCAUCGAGUCAGUAUACCUGUGGGAAGGAGAGAUACAAACAGAUUCAGAGGAACUGCUGAUAAUUAAAACUAGAGAAUCCCUUUUGAGUGCUCUAACUGAGCAUGUGAAGGCAAAUCAUGAAUACGAAGUGCCUGAAGUGAUUGCAAUGCCUAUAACUGGUGGCAGUGUCCCCUACUUGGAAUGGCUCAAAAACAGCACAAGGGAGUGAGUUGUAAUUGUGAUUUUCUUUAUUUUAUAUAUUAUUUAUCAUAUGGUGUGAGAAUUCUGUCUGUAAAAAUGGUCUUACUAUGAAAAUGAUUUUAACCCUAAUCAAUCUAGUAGUUACGAAAUAAGA
Molecule: messenger RNA, 677 nt
Organism: Lactuca virosa
Lineage: Eukaryota; Viridiplantae; Streptophyta; Magnoliopsida; Asterales; Asteraceae
Source: the annotation of a GenBank genome assembly